AAUCUGUAAUGUAUAGAUUUCAGUGUAAUUAACAACCAUCUUCUCCUCUCUCUCUCUCAUGCUUCACUCUCUUCAAUCACCGUCAAGCAAAUUGAGUAGAUCACACUCUUUCUGAAGCUCCAACCAUGAAAGGAGCUCUCAGCAAUGGCGGAAACCUAAUCAAAUCAUCUCUGUGCGUCAAAAUAUCUGCUCUCCUCUUCAUCUCAAUCGCUUUCUUCUACAUCGGUAAACACUGGUCUGAUGUCGGUUACCAUCAACUCCUCUUCUUCUCUUCAACUUCUUCAUCUUCUCUCUCCUCUCCUUCAGUUUCUCUCUCUCCUAACGCUGAGAAAUCCUUCGACAUUCUCUCUCUCAUCAACUCCACAUCUCCUUCCUCUGAAAUCAACUCAUCGUUUCCGAUUCCUUCCGUCGAUUCGUCGAAACCUCGCGAUUCUUCUCUCUCAUCGCCGCCGCCGCCGCAGGAGGAGGAGCCGGUGAAGAGGUUCGGGAUUGUCGAUGAGAAUGGAACGAUGACGGAUGAUUUUGAGAUCGGAGAGUAUGAUCCUAAUGUGAUAGAGAAUUGGAGGAAUUCUAGUGAUUCGGAGGUUGCGGAAUCGGAAAUUAGGGUUAAAGUUUCGAGGUUUCCGAUUUGUGAUGAUAGUAUGAGAGAGUAUAUUCCUUGCAUGGAUAACGAAGAGGCAAUUAAACAGCUUGAAUCGACGGAGAAAGGGGAGAAGUUUGAGCGACAUUGUCCCGAAAAAGGAAAGGAGUUGAAUUGCUUGGUUCCUGCUCCUAAGAAUUACAAGAUUCCGAUCCCAUGGCCGAAAAGCCGUGAUGAGGUAUGGUACUUUAACGUUCCACAUACACGUCUUGUUGAAGAUAAAGGAGGUCAAAACUGGAUGGUUAAAGACAAGGAUAAGUUUAAGUUUCCUGGAGGUGGGACACAAUUUAUACAUGGUGCAGAUCAGUACUUGGAUCAGAUUUCUCAGAUGAUCCCUGAAAUUGCAUUUGGUCAACAUACCCGUGUUACACUGGAUGUUGGAUGUGGUGUUGCAAGCUUUGGCGCUUACCUGAUGUCACGAAAUGUCACCACAUUAUCAGUUGCCCCAAAAGAUGUCCAUGAGAAUCAAAUUCAGUUUGCGCUAGAAAGGGGAGUGCCUGCAAUGGUGGCAGCCUUUAGUACUCGUCGUCUAUUAUACCCAAGUCAGGCUUUUGAUUUGAUACAUUGCUCAAGAUGCAGAAUCAAUUGGACUCGUGAUGAUGGAAUUCUACUACUUGAGGUCAAUAGGUUGCUGCGUGGAGGAGGCUACUUUGCUUGGGCUGCUCAGCCAGUCUAUAAACAUGAGCCAAUUUUAGAAGAACAAUGGAAAGAGAUGGUUAACCUUACAACUCGUCUUUGCUGGGAGCUGGUGAAAAAGGAAGGGUAUAUUGCAAUAUGGCAAAAGCCUUUAAACAAUAGUUGCUAUCUGAGCCGCGAAGCUGGAACUAGCCCUCCUCUCUGCGACAAAGAUGAUGACCCAGAUAAUGUUUGGUAUGUGAAUCUCAAGCCGUGCAUCACUCGUCUUCCUGAGAAUGGUUAUGGUGGAAACCUAACAAACUGGCCUGAAAGAUUGCAUAGCCCGCCAGAAAGGCUGCAGAGUAUUCAAAUGGACGCCUACAUAUCCAGAAAAGAGCUCUUCAAGGCUGAAUCAAAAUAUUGGAAUGAAAUUAUAGGAAGCUAUGUUCGUGCUUGGCAUUGGAAGAAUUUGAGAUUAAGAAAUGUAUUGGACAUGAGGGCUGGCUAUGGAGGAUUUGCUGCUGCAUUGAUAGACUAUGGUAUAGAUUGUUGGGUUAUGAAUGUGGUUCCUGUCAGUGGGCCAAAUGCACUGCCUGUUAUUUAUGAUCGUGGACUGAUUGGAGUCGUGCAUGACUGGUGUGAACCCUUUGACACAUACCCGAGAACUUAUGAUCUAUUGCAUGCCUCUGGCCUCUUCGCGAUCGAGCGAAAAAGAUGCAAUGUUUCUAGCAUCAUGCUUGAGAUGGACCGGAUACUAAGGCCUGGUGGGCGUGCAUAUAUCCGUGAUACCAUCUCUGUUGUGGGAGAACUGCAAGAAAUUGCAAAAGCAAUGGGAUGGCGAGCAGCUAUUCAUGACACGUCUGAAGGACCUCAUGCUAGCUAUAAGGUAUUGGCUUGUGAUAAACAGCUCUUGCGGAGAUAGCCAGUAGAAUAUGAAGUCUAUGAAAUUUUGUCGAAAUGUGGAAGUCCUGGUAAAUGACUAACCGUAUGCAAGUAUGUGAGACCUAGUGAGGAGAUGGUGUGGGCUGUCGAGGGAUCAUACUGGGUGAGGGCUGACAAAAGGCCAAAGGGAAAGAUAAAACAAACAAAAAGAUUUCAUUGAUACCAUGUAUUAGCUAGUGUAUAGGAAUUAUAUUUAUAUAGGCUGUUCUUUGUAAUAUGGUGAGGAAUGAGAACACUCAGAAGCCCAAAGGGCGACACGCCAGGGGUUUAUUGUGUAACUAUCGAGUUAUUUGCAUAAUCUGUUCCUUAAUUAAAUUCUUCUUAUUGUGUAUUUAAUCUAAAGAGUGAAUACUAUAAAUUUUCUUGUAAACAUAGAUGACAGCUAAUAUUUCAUGCUUGAAUCAUUUCAUGAGCGAGAAGAUGUUUAUGUUUUCAGUAUGUUAUUAGUAGA
Beta vulgaris subsp. vulgaris (sugar beet) is the source of this 2648-nucleotide messenger RNA. Its product is annotated as probable methyltransferase PMT11. Bases 126 to 2177 code for a protein of 683 amino acids. The record is from RefSeq and is a predicted model, not a curated record. NCBI's taxonomy places the organism in Eukaryota, Viridiplantae, Streptophyta, Magnoliopsida, Caryophyllales, Amaranthaceae. Gene Ontology annotation, cellular component: cytoplasm; trans-Golgi network; endosome. The transcript has 9 exons. Gene Ontology annotation, molecular function: methyltransferase activity.